GUAUAGCGUGUCUGACAACAGCAGGGAUCACAGAGACAGCUAAGCCAUGCUGCCGUUUGAAGAUCUAAUGACAAGUCUACAGGACUGUGCAAUCUCUGAGGACAAAAGACUGGACGAUGUCAACCAAACACUCAAGCUCUUUAUGAAUAAACUGGCUGAAUCCUCCAGGAGUGGUGUGAAAAGAUGUAAGGAGCGCUGUUUAGAGGAGGCUGCCCAGCUGCUCAGGAAAAUCCCAGAGACACAGCUUCAUAAUUUAGAGGAGAGGCACCUCCUGCUGCUUGUCAGACUCCUCAUAUCCUUGCAGCUGCAGAUGGUCCACAUCUCUACGGCCAGUUGUAAGCUAGACCAGAUGUUGCAACAUCUGGAAAAGGUGAACCACCAGCUGGUUUUUGGAGAAAUCCAUCAGUGUUUGCACACCCUAGUCCACACUGACCAGAUAUUGUCUAUUGAUGAUCUGCAGAGAGCCUGCAUGUUCUUGGAGGACAGUGCUGUUGGCCGUGAGGUGUGGAGAGAGAUGUACCCGUCCUUGCUGCAUAAAGUGGCUGAGCUCUUCCCUGUUGUACUGCAACAAAAAGGCUUGACAGAUGGACUGUUGUGUUACGUUGCUGUGAAGGUGUGUUUGCAAGUGUUUCAGCUGUUGCCCGGUGAAGUGGCUCCUCUAGUUUGGGAGAGGGAGCAGGGAUGCCCACCAGUGCAGAGCAUCCUUCAGGCUCUGAUGGACCUCAUCCUCGGCCAGUGCUCCAACCGGGACACACGCUUUCUGGCAGGCACUGCUGUGGCCAUGCUGAUCAACACAGCACCGGACAGCAGGGCUGGAGGAGCCGCUGCCUGGAGUCUGCUGCAAGUCUCUCAUUCAGAGCCCUGGCUGCUGACUGUUGGUGGUCUGCAGGUUCAGUGCAGCCCCACAGUGAAGGAUGGAGUGGACAGACUAGCUGUGAGCAGAGGCCUUCUGACCUGCUGCCGGCCCCAGAUCUUGCUCUGCUCUGUGGACACCUCAGAGACAUGUUUCCUGCUGGGAGGCAUGUUUCCUUUGGUCUUCGCUUUGUGUGAGGAGAAGUUGGACUGUCAUUACUACGUCUUUGAAAUGUUAACUUUAUGGCUGAAGAAAGUUAAAGAGAGUCUGUCUGAAAUCUGGAAGAUGACAGGUGUUCGUCUUCUGCCUGAUAAUGGCGGCCUACAGCAGCAGCUCAUUCAGGUUAUCUGGACCAAUGCUGAAAGCCCAGUGGAGGGUGUGUCAGAGAUUGUGCGCAGUGCCUUCUGUCUGCUGCUGGAGCUUUACGACAUGGACUGUGAGCGGUUUGGUGACGCAGAGAAGACCCUUAAUUUUACUCUACUUCAACGCAUAAUCAAACUCCCAUGGGAGGCCAAAGCCAAAUAUCCUCCUCUUUGUGCUCUCAUCCCGUAUUUGGGAACCUAUAUGGUGCUGGAGCAAUACUCUGACCUACCCACUCAUCUCCUGAAGUGCUUAUCCACCAAUCACCUGUCCCCGUGUGCCUCAGAGCUUUACAAAUGUCUGAUCCAGCAGCAGAGGAGAGAGCUGUGUGAUGGCUCAGCAAAGCGUGUUUCAUCCAUUGAGCUGGAGCUGGCCAAUCAGUGGGCGAGGCAUUGGCGGCCCGUCCUUCUCGAGGCUUUGACAUCUGAGGUGACUCUUCUUCAGAACAACAGUUCCACACAUCUCUUACCCUGCACCUUACAAGUCUUCCCCGCUGCUGUGGAGCCUCUGUUGGCGUCCCUGGAUCCGGCUGUCCCAGGCCACCUCCAUGCCUGGGCCUGCAUCAUGAGCUCCUAUCGGGCCACAACUGGAGGCUCUCCCUGGGCUCUGCAGGGUGGCUCUGCCCUGGACACCCUCCAGCUGGCUCUGGGAUCUGGGGAUGAAAAAAUCCGUCUCGCUGCCCUCAACUUCCUGUGCUGCAGCCCAAAGACCAAAGACACCCCAACCCCAGAGGAGCUGUCAAUAAUGAGGACGUUUAUUCCUCAGAACCUAAACUGUGAGUCCUCACCUUUCCGACAACAUUUCCAGGCAGGAGUGAGGAAGUUUCUCGUGCGUAUCAGAGACAGCUGCUUGGCUCAUGUCAAAACACAAAAGGGAACAAAGAAUGAAGAUCCCAGCUGCAACAAGAAGGCAGACAUUGUUCUGGACCUAGGAAUAGGGUUUGUGGAAUGGUUGAGCCAGCUCCCAUACUCCUACUUGGCAGCAGGGCACAGUUACCAGAGGAAGAAGACUGUGUUGCUGCUGCUGUCUGCAGUGCUGGAGACCUGCACCGACACCUGGAGCCCGGACAGGAAGAAGGGGCAGCCUCCAGUGAACAUGGGGUCUCUUAUUAAAUGCGCCAGACAAAGAGGACAGUGGAAUUUCUUCUGCAGGGCAAAACAGCUGGCCCUCAUUAGCUGUUUAGAGGAUUCAACAAAUGAGAUUCGAGAGCUUUCCGCGGGGCUACUCUUGAGAUUUUUCCCACCCAGUUUUCCAGACGACAUCACUGCCGUGCUGCUCACACGAACCAAACAGCUUCUGUGCAGCCCUCGGGUGCAGGAGGCUCAGAUGGGAGCUGCGAUGCUGAAGGUCCUUAUUCAGAAAUCACAAGACCAGCCCUGGGACCGCUGGCUGAACAGUAACAUUACUGUCAGCAGUGCAGGUAACCCCAAGAGCGCCAGUGUGGUCAGAUACCUGGUGAAGGAGCUGGAGCAGCACUACCUCACAGCCAAGGCUGACAUGAUGCUUGCUGCAAGAACUAAACCCAUACAUGGUAUUUUGAGUGCCCUUGAGAGGUGUUUACUCGAGGCAUCCAACAGUGUGUGUGACACUGUUGACUACAGUUUGGUCACUGAGCUUCUGACACUGCUGGAGAACAUCUCUCUGCUCCUACUGGGUGUGCUAUACGGAGACCAGGACAGCAGUGCUAAUGAGAAGGACACUCCCCCGUCGUUCUGCGACAUGGGGAAUGCCAUCAGCUCUCUGAUAGCCCAAACGGCCGGGGGGAGCCUCGGGGACGGAGACGAGUGUGUUCUGCUAUCGGAGGAGCACAGCCUAGUUCUCACCUGCUGCUGGGUCUCCCUUAAGGAAAUAGGAAUCUUCUUAGGUUCUCUGGUGGAGAAAAUUCUGGCCGAAUCCAAAUCAACUGAGUCCAUGCUAACAACGGAAGACCUAAGAAGAGUGUCAAAAGUGUUCAAGGACAUUCUUCUCAAAUGUCGCCACUGGGGGGCAGUAGAGGGAUGCUGUGUGGGCUUUACCAAGUUCUGUGCCUCUUUACUAAGAAGCAGUGAUCCAGAGCUCAGGGAUAUCCCAGCGCAGAUGCUGAAACAAGGCCUGCAGGUUGUGCAGUCUCCUCGCUGCACGUCUGUGACCCGGCGAGCAGCGGGGUUGCCCAUGCUCAUCCUGUGUGUUGUGUCUGCAGAGGAGGCCAGUAAAGCGCGACCACUGCUAGCCCACAGCAUGCACACCUUACUGGAGACGGCAAGAAGCCCUCUACCUCAGAGCUGGGACCAAACACUCGACUUGCCACAGGUGUGUGCAGUUCACACUCUCCAGGCCCUGGUUCGUGGCUCUGGGCUGGGAGUAGCUAUCUUGCAGUUUGCCCCCGCUGUUGCUAUCUUGUCCCUCACGCUGCUCAGUUCUCCCUGCUGGGCCAUGAGGAAUGCUGCUCUCCAACUCUACAGUUCUCUGUGCUCACGAAUGCUUGGUCAGCGGCCUGUUGGUGAGGAGGGCAGGCCUACCCAGCAUGGCAUGUCUCCCCCUGCUUUCUUCUUCCACUACGCCGCACUGCAGCCUUUCCUCCUGGAGGAGCUGAGAGGGGCGGCACAACACCUCCAGGGCCAUUCUGGGGAGGCCAGGCUACGCCUCCAGCCCUCGCUCUACCCUGUCCUUACUUUAUUAGCCAAACUGCAGCCUGGCAUCCCGGACUUAACCAAAUCUUUGUCAGAUUUCCUGGCUCCUUUAAUCCAAUUGGCUGCUAGUCCCAUCUACAGUGUGAGAGUAAUGGCCUCGAAGGCCUUGGUUGCCAUGGCUCCCCCCUCAGAGUACAUGAACAUCCUCAUCCGACUGACAGCUGAGCUGCCAGACACCCCGAGGCCCUGCUGUCACAACCGACUCCAUGGGCAGCUCCUGCAGAUCAAAGCCGUUCUAGACAGAGCUCUCUGCACAGACAGUGGCGCUUUGCGUGACCUGUGUGAAGUGGUGUGCAGAGUGGAGGCCUCACUGUGGCUAGUGACUGCAGCUCAGCGCUGCCCCCUGGUGAGAGGGGCCUACCUGGGAGUGGUAGGCUCACUCAGAAGAUUUUGCUCAGAGGUCUACCUGGACAGGCUCAGUAACACACUCCUGUGUGAGCUGAAUGCUCCUCAAGACAGGCUUCAGGUUGGUUUGUUAUCGUUCCAUCAAAAAGCCAUCCAGUUCCUGUGUACAGACCUAAACUGGGCGUGUCAAAUCAGGGACAGCUUCUCUGCAGCGAGCCCUGAUUUGAAGCUCACAUUGGUUACUUGGGUGGUGGAUGGGCAGGUUUUGAAAGAGGCCGAGCUGAAAGAGGUGAUCCAGAGUGUGCUGAGGUCUAACCUGAGGGAGGCGCUGUUGAGCCAGUGUGUGGAAUACCGCAGGUCUUACCUGGCAGCUCUGGUGGCGGUGAUGGCUGCUGGAGGUUAUUGCACCUCACCUGGACAUCCUUCUCAGUCUGCCCCCCUGGAGCAGCCGGCACUGCUGGAGUGUCUUGAGUUGUUGCUAGGCGACCUGGAGGACCAGAGAGGCGGGCCAGAGUUCCUGUCCCUGGCCCUGUACGCUGCCAGCCUGCUGCUUCCCCACUGUGUCAAGGUUUCCAUGUUCCAGCGCUGGUGCUGCAUCUUGGAGCGACACCAGUCCCCAGAGGCCCCUGAAGCCCUCAGGAUGGCCUGUGCUGAAGCUCUGUGUCUGGCUGGAGUUCCCCUAAUGAGCCAAGCCCUCAAAGAACACAACACUUCACAAGACAUUAGGACCAGGAUAAUCAACGCAGGCCUUUACCUGCUUCAGGAUGAAAACCACCAGGUUAGAGUGAAAGUGGCCUACUUCACCUCCAUGCUCUAUCAUGCCAGUAAAGGAGGGCAGAGGAGCAUCUACCUCAUGCAGGUCAACCGGGCGCUGCCUUAUCUUCUGGACCUGCUGCUGGACAGCUGCUGGGACAGCCCUGACACACUGGAGGUGUUGCUGUGUCACCUGCCUGAGCCUGACCUCAGAUCUGUUCUGAGAGACGCCAAGGAGACAGGGUGUGCCAGUCUGUAUGAGCAGGAUGAGGCCAACGUGUUUGCAGAGCCCUCUGUAAUGUCUGCGUGUCUGCUGCCGUACCUGCUGCAGAUUGCUGAAAAAUACUCUGAAUCCUCUGACUUGGCACGGCGCCUGAAUGCGUGGGCUGAGCAGAGUGCUGCACAGGUGCUGGACAGCCUUGCAAUCUGCAGAGACUUCCAGCCAGGUGAGACACUGAGUGCCGCCUGGCUUGCUCUUCUCAUGGAUUCCCGUUUUCAUAGCACCCUGUGCGGCCUCUUCACCAGGGCUGUCUUCCUCCUCCAGCUGCUGAAAAAAUCUGAUGAUCUACGACCUCUUUGCGACCCUGCAACCCUACUCAAGAACGUUCAGGAAGUUUUUCGUCUACUCAGUCAGAACGGUGUCCACUUUCCUUCUGCUUUGACAGCUGCUGUGGUUGGAGACGCGCCACUAUGAGGCAGAGGAGGGGCCUUUUCUGUGGAGUCAGUGCACAGAGCUGUUCUGCUGAUAAGGCCCAGCAGAGGAAUAGCCUGUGGAUGUUCCCAGAGUGCGUAUGACACUCACAGCCAGUCUAAGUCUUGAAUGAGCUGUGUGACUGCUAAUGCUGCAGUACAGUAGCACUUGUCAGGCUGAGUCAAGUUAUGUAAGAGCCCUAUGACUGAAGCCAUUGAAUCCAUUAUCACAUUACCUGUGCUAAUAAGAGACCUACCGGGCAUAAGUACCGUGUGUGUAUGAGCAGGGUCAGUGUAAUGCAAGAUUUGUAUGAAAUGCAGGGGAGCCUGUGUUUUGCUCCAGUGCUCCAGACUAAGAGUGCAUACAUCAUGAUUGAAAUAUCCAGUUUCUUUAAACUAUUGAUUCAUUUGUUUGAAUAAAUCCUCCUAAUCUAGACAUAUAGUGUAGUCUCUCUGCAACCAGCCUCAGGUGUAGCUAUCUGAUCACCACCAGCCAAGGGAAGCCCGUCCACAUUCACAGAGCGGUCCAGUCAUCUUUUCAUCAUUUUGCAUUUGCCAUUUCUUAGCAGCUCAGACUGAUGCAGUGAUGUAAUGUAACAGCAGCUGGAGAGUUUGGCUGCUUGGUGCCCAGCAGGGGAAUAUAAGGUUUAAUGCUCCAUUAGUGGCCUUCUGCUUCGAUAAGUGCCCACUUUCCAACCACAUGAGGGAGGAAGAUGAUUGACUGGCUGUGAUAGAGAGCUGUUGGUUGCUGUGCAACAGACCGCACACUACAGCAGUCUUACAUCAUCAAAUAGCCCACUCCUUUUGUUUUAAAUGGGCUCUUUUCAGCAUCAGGCAAACACUGAACAUGAGGGAACAAAGUGUUGUUCAGUGAUCGUUUGCUUUUACAUUUGGACUUGAUGACCUGUUCAACAGCUGUGCAUGGCUGUUUUUUUGGCCAUGAAGUGAUGUGAUAAAACAAAUCUGAGUCAAAUAAUAUUGUGUCACAGCCAUAACAUUUUUUGUCCUUGGGACAUCCUCAGAGGCUGGUAGAUCAACAGAGUAGACCUAAAAAAUGUAAACAGCAAACUGAUGAUCAUUAUUUGGCCUUAAGGUGGUUAGAUUUUCAAAUUUGAAUUUAUAUAUAUCUUGUCUCUGUCAAGUAAGGUAUGUUGUGUGUGUUUCUCUCUUGUAUUUGCAAGCAUCUAGAUUAUGCAACAAUUCCUGUGACGUCAACUGUAUUAAUGAUUCAUACUUGAGACUUAA
This is a messenger RNA of Myripristis murdjan (pinecone soldierfish), 6915 nucleotides long. Its product is annotated as thyroid adenoma-associated protein homolog. NCBI's taxonomy places the organism in Eukaryota, Metazoa, Chordata, Actinopteri, Holocentriformes, Holocentridae. Gene Ontology annotation, biological process: tRNA methylation. Bases 47 to 5674 code for a protein of 1875 amino acids. The record is from RefSeq and is a predicted model, not a curated record. The transcript has 31 exons. Gene Ontology annotation, cellular component: cytosol.